Molecule: messenger RNA, 1389 nt
Organism: Haliotis rubra (blacklip abalone)
Lineage: Eukaryota; Metazoa; Mollusca; Gastropoda; Lepetellida; Haliotidae
Product: coadhesin-like
Exons: 7
Coding region: 1-1389 (462 amino acids)
Cellular component (GO): extracellular region
Molecular function (GO): chitin binding
Source: RefSeq, a predicted model, not a curated record
AUGUUUGAAGUGAACAUUGACGUAAACUGGACCGAGUGGACGGACACUACCGGUGUGUGUUCUGUAUCCUGUGGAGGAGGCUCUAGAACCAUCAACAGAACAAGGACCUGCACCAACCCAGCACCCAGCAACGGCGGACGGGACUGUGUAGGAUCACCUUCAGAUCAUUACACAGAGGUUUGCAACACCAAUGGCUGCCCAGUUGACGGAAACUGGACUGAAUGGACGGUUACUGAGGGAGUGUGUUCAGCAUCUUGUGGAGGAGGCUCCAGAACCAUCUCCAGGAGCAGGACCUGCACCAACCCUUCUCCUAGCAACGGUGGAGAGAACUGUGUAGGAUCACGUACAGGUCGAUACACAGAGAUCUGCAACACCAAUCGAUGUCUAGUUGAUGGGGGCUGGUCAAACUGGAUCAUUACCACAAGCGAGUGCUCAGCAUCUUGUGGAGGUGGAUCUAGAACUGUCACAAGUACUAGAACCUGCACCAGUCCUGCUCCAAGAGACGGCGGUGCUGACUGUGUAGGCUCCUCCACAGUCACAUACGCAGAAACCUGCAACACAGAAGGAUGCAAUGAUCCAUGCAGUGGUUGCCGGUAUGUCAACGGUAUUGGAUACAUCCCUGACCCCAGCGACUGUGCCCGGUUCAUACUGUGCCAAGAACCCAGACCCGGCAAAACUGCUAUUUUCCAUAGAAUGCAGUGUAGUCCUGGAUUGUACUGGAACCAACAGCAUCUGGUGUGUGAUUGGCCAGCCAACGUCAUCUGCACAGUGGAAGCUGAAGAGGAAACAUUUGCUCCAUCGACUGCAGCACCACCAACAGCUGCUCCGCUGACAUCCCUUCCCUCGUCGUUGUGCGACGCCUCGAAGAAGGAAAAGCCAGGAAAUACAGCUCAGUAUCAGGAACUGAUACACGGAAACUGGAUCACCAGAUUCUGUGCUCCAGGAACUGUGUACUCUACGACCAGUUGUAGCUGCAUCACCGAUCAGAAUGACACGUCCCCAGUCUGCCAGGCGGAGGUUUACCUUCCUUUCAACAGUGACGUGAACGACCAUUCGACUAACCACCACUAUGUACAAAACACUGGUUUUGUAACUACCAACAGUGGCCAUGGCGUCUUCAGCAACAACACCCAACUCCGGAUCCUCCGGUUCUCCAACAUGCAUUUCGGGAAGACUCUGAUCAUCUCAUUUUCGUUCAAACGCACUCAGGCUACAAGCAGAGCUCAGGCUAUCGUCACCAACGAUGACUGCGGGCAUGGCGGCAGCAUCUACAUCACCACUCAGCGGUCAACCGUGCAGUUUCGUGUUGUCAAUAGCAACAACGUUACGCAUACUUUCAAUGUAUCGUACAGAGUGAGUAUUAAAAACUCCAUCAUAUCGUGUUCAUAA